Fusarium coffeatum is the source of this 849-nucleotide messenger RNA. RefSeq lists its product as uncharacterized. Bases 1 to 849 code for a protein of 282 amino acids. Lineage: Eukaryota; Fungi; Ascomycota; Sordariomycetes; Hypocreales; Nectriaceae. The record is from RefSeq and is a predicted model, not a curated record. The transcript has a single exon.
AUGGCAUCAAAGCAAGAACCACUCGUCUCAACCGGUAGCAAGAAAGGCGAUGGCCUCAAAAUCAUUCACGCAGGCCUCUACCGUACAGGCACCAUGUCCAUGACCGAAGCCUAUCGGAUUCUAGGCUACAAUCCACACCACGCUCGGGACAACGUCUAUACCAUUCCCUGGAAGCUUGUCGAAAAUGCCGCUGAGGCAACAUGGCCUCACAUCGCCUCACUUUCUAAUUAUUCGUACAAAGGCCCUGAUGGAAAGCCAAUCGCCCGCCCACCGUUUACUAGAGACGAUUGGCAGUCCUUAUGGGGCGAGUACGACGUCGUCACAGAUAUCGCAUCUACUUUCUCUCUGGAGCUCAUGGAGGCGUAUCCCGAAGCAAAGGUCGUCAUCGUUCAACGACAGUUCGAAUCUUGGUGGCCUUCAUUCAAAUCAGAGCUGUUACAAAGCGUUUUCGAUUGCAACUUCAUCCAAGCUUUUAUCAUCCGAUAUAUUGUACGUUUGCGCGCACUGGACGCGAUGAUCAAGAUCCACACUGGCUUCUUCGGUGUGAACGAAUUCUCCAUGGCGGCCAUUGAACCCCGCGCGAGGGAUGUCUAUGAGAACUACUAUAGCAAGGUUCGCGAAGCUGCAGGCGGACGAUAUCUGGAAUAUCACCUUGGGGAUGGAUGGGAGCCGUUGUGUGAGUUUCUAGGAAAGGAUAUUCCGGACGUGCCCUUUCCGAGAUUGAACGAUCGUGCGGAUCAUUCUGCGCAUACUAAGAAGAAUGUUCGGGAUAUGACUCUUGCUGGGGCCAAGGUUGCUGGACCUCUUCUUGCGGUUGUUGUUGGUGUUGCUUUGUAUUAUUCGAGAUAA